CUGCACUUCUUUAGUUUGUUAUUAACUAUGCGAUCGCUCCUUGGUGGGCUGAAUAGUACUUUGUGAAAGAGCUUGAUUAGAUGCCAGUCAUUCAAUAUUCACGCCCGUAGAGGGCAACAUUUAGCUGAUCACUUGUCUGCCAUUCUCCAGGAACAAAAACGACAUUAACCCAGUUUUGUCUUCAGACAGCCAGCUGUACGCGUAAAGCGGCGAGAGGAUACGACUAAGCUCAACAUUUUGAUGUCAUCAUGGGUGCCUGUUUGGCCUUGUGUUCUUUAGCCAGCUGCGCUUCUUGUCUGUGUGGCUCAGCAUCAUGUCUGCUGUGUAGCUGUUGUCCCUCCUCCAAUAACUCCACUGUUACACGACUGGUUUUCAGCUUCUUUUUGCUGCUAGGCACCUUGGUGUCAGCUAUAAUGAUACUUCCCGGAAUGGAAACUCAGCUGCGCAAAAUCCCAGGAUUUUGCCAGGGAGGAAGCACUGUAUUUGGCCUUGAAAACAAGUUUGACUGUGAUGUCAUCGUGGGCUACAAAUCCGUGUAUCGCAUUUGCUUUGCCAUGACCUGCUUCUUCUUUCUCUUCUUCAUCAUCAUGAUUCGUGUCAGGACCAGCAAAGACCCCCGUGCGCCUAUUCAAAAUGGUUUCUGGUUCUUUAAAUUUCUGAUCCUAGUUGGGAUUACAGUGGGAGCCUUUUUCAUCUCUGAUCCGCUCUUCAAUACUGUGUGGUACUAUUUUGGACUAGUGGGUUCACUCUUAUUCAUUAUCAUUCAACUCAUUCUACUCAUCGACUUUGCCCACUCCUGGAACAAAGCGUGGGUAGAAAAUGCCGAAAAUAAUGACAACAAGUGCUGGUAUGCAGGCCUGGUGUCUUUCACCUUCCUGAAUUACGCCCUGGCUUUCACCGCUGUUGUGUUGUUUUAUGUUUACUACACGCAACCGGAUGACUGCAAAGAGCACAAGAUUGUCAUCAGCCUCAACCUUAUCUUCUGUAUCAUCAUCUCUAUUGUUUCCAUCCUGCCCAAAGUUCAGGAUGCCCAACCUUACUCUGGCCUGCUACAGGCUUCUCUCAUCUCUCUCUACACCAUGUACGUCACUUGGUCCGCACUGACCAACAAUCCAAAUCGUAAGUGUAACCCCAGCCUAUUGAGCAUUGUGUCGAAUGUCAGCACCCCCAACAAUUCUGAGCACACGCCAGGCCACUUGCAGUGGUGGGAUGCUCAAAGCAUUGUUGGCUUGCUCAUCUUUCUCUUCUGCACCCUCUAUGCCAGUAUUCGUUCAUCCAGCAACACUCAGGUUAACAAGCUGCUGCAAACGGAGGAGGGUGGCGGUGAGACUGGAGUGAGUGUGGGAGAGGACGGCGUACGCAGGGCUGUGGACAAUGAGGAGGACGGGGUGACUUACAGCUACUCGGCCUUCCACUUCCAACUGGCUCUGGCGUCGCUGUACAUCAUGAUGACUCUCACCAACUGGUACCUACCGGACACCACCACCCAAGCCAUGCGGACCAGCAUACCGGCCUUGUGGGUGAAGGUGUGUUCCAGCUGGCUGGGUCUCAGCCUGUAUAUGUGGACCCUCGUCGCCCCUCUCAUCUUCCCUGACAGAGAUUUCAGCUGAGCAGAUGGUCUUUUCUUUUCCGUUGGUUUCAUUUUCUCGGCUGGCUUUAGUGAUUUGAAAGGGGCAGAACACCACAAUGAAGUGGAAAUAAUACAGGAAAUGCAAUCAAAUGUUGUUUUUGCCUUUGCCAUCUUACUUGUUUGAUUACUUUAUGUGAUAAUCGACUGCAGAUAUUAAUGAGCCAGGUUAAUGGGAACUUGAGCCCCAAGGAGUCAUUCUUGUUUCCCAUGACUCACCUUGAUAGGCUUCUUCUUGCCACCUGAUAAUGGCAUGUGGGCUGUUCUCUUUAUGCUGAACUUUACUUACCAGACUAUCACGCAGGCUCAGAGAUGAGGCACUUUUGCAAUACCGCAGUUUCAUUUUUAGAUGUCAUGCUGAAGACCAGAUACACCACACUUCCUGUUCACCACGUCAGGAUCCCCGUCCCUUUUGAUUAUUUCAAGGACUCAUUUCACUGCUAGGGGCAAUGUGGGGAAACCUCUUUUCGAGCCCCAGUGAGAGGAGUGCAAAAGUGAGAUAAGAAUAAAAAGGCACACCCUACGAAUCUGAUGAGGGUUCCCUUUUGCAACUCAACUGUUGACACAGGCACAUGAUUGCGCCGCCAGAGAACGAACAAACCAUUUUAAUCUCGGUCUUUCUGGUCUGGUCAAGGUCAAAUAUCCCUGAUGCAACACUUUCUCCAUGUCUGACUGUGUCUGGCCUUGUGCUCAACCAUCUGUACCUGCAUAGCAGCAGGCAGAGAAACAUAUUGAUCUUUGGCAGCAUGCCGUCCUAAGUGACGUGCACGGGGCUCUCUCUGUUCACGCGUAUGUCAUCAUUUCCCAAGAAUUUCAGAAUACAUGAUGCAGUCUGCAAAACAGUCAAACCAGUUUGAAAACCUGUCUUUGCUGUGAUGUGUUUUUCUGCUGUUUUUAAAGUAAUUACCGGUAGAUAGAUUUAUUAUGUUGAUUGCUACAUUUCACUAUGAAUGGAAUUACCCGCCCAACCUGGUGUAUGAAAGUUUAUUUUAUCGGUUGUUUGGCCUACUUAAAGUAAUUUUGUGUUGGUGGGGGGGAGUUUUCUAUCAAGUAUUGUACAGUUUUACAAUCAUCACCUGACUGAAGUGCAUUAUCAAAGCCGAAUUGCCCGUGUUUUAUUUUCUUUUUCAAAAUGCUCAGUGCCUUCUCGUUUAUUUUGCUGCACACAUGGUGGGAGGUCAGCUAUUACAUAUAAUAACACAAAAGCUUCUAUAUUGUAUGGAAGUUGUUUUUUAUUACAAAUUAAACACUUUGACUCGU
Messenger RNA from Hippocampus zosterae (dwarf seahorse), 2887 nucleotides. RefSeq names its product serine incorporator 2, like (gene serinc2l). Gene Ontology annotation, cellular component: membrane. Bases 249 to 1610 code for a protein of 453 amino acids. The transcript is spliced from 10 exons. The record is from RefSeq and is a predicted model, not a curated record. NCBI's taxonomy places the organism in Eukaryota, Metazoa, Chordata, Actinopteri, Syngnathiformes, Syngnathidae.